Callithrix jacchus (white-tufted-ear marmoset) is the source of this 4102-nucleotide messenger RNA. RefSeq names its product fibrous sheath CABYR binding protein (gene FSCB). Gene Ontology annotation, molecular function: calcium ion binding. The record is from RefSeq and is a predicted model, not a curated record. Gene Ontology annotation, cellular component: sperm fibrous sheath; sperm principal piece. Gene Ontology annotation, biological process: negative regulation of protein sumoylation. NCBI's taxonomy places the organism in Eukaryota, Metazoa, Chordata, Mammalia, Primates, Cebidae.
UAAGGAUGUAGAAAAGGAGCUUACAUGGAGAUGAACUUCAGAAUUCAUUUUUCAAACAGUAGUAACUUCCUUUCAGGUCAUAUAAACAUACAUUGAUAGAACAGCCUCACACAUGUUAUUGGCUGUUUUCUACAAUUGAAAAUAGGCCGGGUGCGGUGGCUCACGCCUGUAAUCCCAGCACUUUGGGAGGCUGAGGCGGGUGGAUCACGAGGUCAAGAGAUCGAGACCAUCCUGGUCAACAAGGUGAAAUCCCGUCUCUACUAAAAUUACAAAAAUUAGCUGGGCAUGGUGGUGUGCGCCUGUAGUCCAAGCUACUCGGGAAGCUGAGGCAGGAGAAUUGCUUGAACCCAGGAGGCGGAGGUUGAGGUGAGCCGGGAUCACGCCAUUGCACUCCAGCCUGGGUAACAAGAGCGAAACUUCGUCUGAAAAAACAAGAAAAUAGGCAUCCCAGCACUUUGGGAGGCAAAGGCAGGUAGAUCACAAGGUCAAGAGAUCAAGACCAUACUGGCCAACAUGGUGAAACCCUGUCUCUACUAAAAAAAAUACAAAAAUUAGCUGGGCAUGGUGGCAUGUGCAGGUAGUCCCAGCUACUAGGGAGGCUGAGGCAGCAUAAUUGCUUGAACCCAGGAGGUGAUAAUUGCAGUGAGCCGAGAUUUCGCCACUGUACUCCAGCCUGGCACCUGGCGACAGAGCAAGACUCUGUCUCAAAAAAAAAAAAAAAAAAAAGGAAGAAAGAAAGAAAGAAAAUAGGAUGCAGCAUUCUCAAUUCUGCCUUACUGUCUUUGAUAAUAGGAUGAAAAGAACAGAUUUGAAAGUUUGAAAGCAUCAAUUUCAGCAAUUAGAAAAUGGCAUCACUGGAAUUUACCUAAUGUUCUUUUGUAGACAAAUGCUUUUUUCAACUUGACUUGUUUCAAAAAGUAGAUGUCUCACUUGCAACCUAUGAGUGCAGCCUAUGCAUACUUAUGAGUGUAUACUGUUUAAAAGUCCUAGGAACACAACUGAUGGAUCUCGAAGGCAGAACUGGCUAUGAUGUCAUAGAUCCUUGAAGGAAACUUCUAAAAGUGGUAUCUAGUCAUAACAGAGACUAAGCAAGAAAGAUGCUUACUGAAUAAGGUGGGAUCCAACAAGAGUGUGGGUAUGGAAUGCAAUAACUUAUAAAUUACCUUUUUGCUGAGGGAGCUCAACAGAAUGGCACUUAAGAUAGGUAAAGUCUUCGACACUUGGUACAUUUGUGAUUUUUGCUCAUUACUUGAAAAUUAAUAAAUUUGAAGUCACUAGUCUUAAAGAUGGAAGAAAGUGAAGACCCUGAUAAGCCUGUCUCAGUAUGGAGGCAAGAAAUUUGAAAGAAAAGACGACUCAGCCAACAAAUGGUGGACAAAUCCCAGCAAACUGACAUAAAAGACAGGAAACACAUGGCCAUGCCACAGUCAUCUAGCCCCAAAGCUACCCAUAGUAUUGCUAAUAUUUCUGGAAGCAAAGGCAACUACCCUGCCAAUGCCUAUGAGUCUCUCAGAAUAUCUUCUGAGCUUCAGCAAACAUGGACAAAGAGAAAGCAUGGAUGGGAAAUGACUAGUAAGUCUCUCCAGACAGAUAUCAUUGUAGAAGAGAAAAAAGAAGUCAAGUUAGUUGAGGUAACUGUGGUACCUGAAGAAAAGUCAGCUGGUGUUAGAGAAGCAGGUAUUGAAUUGCCAGAGAGUGUUCAGGAAGUAAAAAUUCCACCAAACAUACCUUCAGUUCAACUAAAAAUGGACAGAUCUCAGCAGAAGAACUGUACUGGAGACUGGACCAUGAUGAACAUCCCCCACAUAGAAAAAGUGGACAAGGAACAACAGACAUUGUUUAGUGAAUCAGAAAUAGUAGUUAUUUCCAGGCCAGAUAGUUCUUUUUUUCUUUUUUUUUAAUAUUCUUUUAUAAAGUCAAAGGAAGAAGCCCUGAAACAUAAAUCCUCGGGAAAGAUUUUUGUUAGUGAACACCCUGAAUUUCAACCAGCAACAAGUAGCAAUGAAGAAAUUAGGCAGAAAAGUAUCAGCAGAACUUCAUUUACUCAGGAGACUAAGCAUGGUUUUCCGGUACUCUUAGAAGAUGAGCUUAAACAAGAAGUGACUGUACCUGUUGUACAAGAAGGUUCUGCUGCUGAAAAAGUGGCUCCUGCUGAAAUAGAGCCUCCACCAACAGAAACACUGUAGAGGAGAAAAAAGAAGUCAAUUGAAAUACAGCCUUCAUUAGUUGAAGAGUUAACUGCUGAGGCAGAGCCCAGAACCACUGAAAACAUCUAUGUCCAAGUGGAGCCACCAACAGAAGAGACCAUUGCUGCUGAGGCAGCCACUGCAGUUGCAGAGAAUUCUGUUAAAGUUCAGCCUCCACCAGCUAAAGAGGCUCCAUUAGUGGAGUUUCCUGCUGAAAUUCAGCCUCCACCAGCUGAAGAGUCUCCUUCAGUAGAACUUCCUUCUGAAAUUUGGUCUCCCUCAUCUGAAAAGGCUCCCAUUGAAGUAUGGCCUUUACCAGCUGAGGGUGCCCUUGAAGAGGCCCCAGCUAAAUUAGAGCCUACCACUGCUGAAGAAGCCCUUGCUGAAGCUCAGCCCCAAUUACUUGAAGAGGCUCCUAGAGAAGAGGCUCAGGAACAUCAGCUUGCAACAGCUGCAGAAGAGGCCUCUGCUGCGAUUCAGUUUCUAGCAGCUACAGAAGCUCCUGCAGAAGAACUUCCUGCUGACGUGCAGCCUCCACCAGCUGAGGAGGCCCCUGCUGAAGUUCAGCCUCCACCAGCUGAGGAGACUCCUGAGGAAGAGACCCUCACUGAAGUACACUCUCUCGCAGCUGAUGAGGUCCCUGCAGAAGAGGCCCCUGUUGAUGGACAUUCCCCACCCGCUGAUUUGCUUCUGACUGAGGAGUUUCCUAUAUAAGAGGCAUCUGCUGAAGGUUCACCUCCACCAUCUGAACAAACCCCUGAAAAUGAGGCUCUGGUAGCGAAUAUGUCUACUGGACUUCAGUCACCCCAGGUGGCAGGAAUUCCAGCAGUUGUUUCAGAAGAUGAUGCAAAAUUUGAAGAGGUUUUAAAAACAAAUCCUGUCCACAAAGAUUUAUCUAAUACCAACGAUGGACAGGUUUUCACUCUUGAAAUAGAAGGUGUCUUUCAUAUACAAUUUAAAAAACUAUCCUGAACUGUAGUCAGGUUGUACCUAAGCUAGCAAUCGGAAGCUAGGCGGUUCUGGAAGAACAUACUUUAGAAAAGAGUGGGCAGCUGGAAGUAGCUUUGUCAAUAAGGGAAAUUAAAGAGAACCCCAAGACUUGGAACACAGGUUGGAAAAUGAAUAAUAAAAACUGUAGCAGUAUAAAAUUACUUGUGUUACUUUCAUUCAAGUCUGUGGCAUAUAAAAUGCCUAUUUUGAAAUAAGCGUAUAAUUGAAAAAAAUUACUCAAAAUAUCCUUCCUACAAUAAACCUGUUGACACGGGUAAAGUUUACUCUGCGGCCAUCUUUUCUUUGCCGUUCCUUUAUAAGUAAAUAUCGUUUCCAGCGGAAAAGCCAGUGUCUUUUCUGCAGAUCUGUCAUCUACUUUAAAUUCCUUGAGUCUUAAUCACACAUCUAAGGUUAUGUAAUGUUCUCUUUCUCCUUAUUAUAAUUCAUCAUAUUUCUUAUUCUCUUUUCAUUUGAUUCCUUCUGAGACAAGCAUUACUUUCCUGGUUUUAGCCUGGUUGUUCUUCUUUAUCCUCUUGUAUAGUUUACAUUUCAAUGUCUGGAUAGAAAGACUUAUUUCCUUUGUAAAAGUCUUCAGUUCAGUGAAAUGAAGAUGGUCAUAGAUCAAGUACUAAAAAAAAAUGUGUAAAUAUAAAGAAAAAUAUACUUAGAUGGCCUUGAGGGCACAUUCCUGUGUUUAGUUUUAAUUUGAUUUCAACCGAGAACAUAACGAGUCCUUUGGAAGUUUGGCUUAUGCUUUUUGCUCUAUGAAUUGGUAAUGAAGAACAACUUAGAAUAAAAUCAAAUUACUGUAGUAAAAACGUUUGAAGUUCUUAAAGAGCAUCAAGAUAACAAUAAGUAUUCUAAGAUGUCUGUUAUUAAAGGACAUCUAGUUUUCCAUGGUUAUAACAACUUGGGGAAAAUAUUUU